This is a messenger RNA of Purpureocillium lilacinum, 2730 nucleotides long. Lineage: Eukaryota; Fungi; Ascomycota; Sordariomycetes; Hypocreales; Ophiocordycipitaceae. The record is from RefSeq and is a predicted model, not a curated record.
AUGCCUGACUACAAUGCCGAUGCCAUGGAACCCUUCCGUGUCAAUGAGGGAAUAAGACUGCUCCUCCAAGAUCUGAGCGAUGACGAGCUACGUUCCUUUGCAGAAUCCCAAGCGGACCCCGAAAGCGAUGAGCAAGUCGAACUCUAUAUUUACGCCUCCUUCCUGUUCUUCACGAAGACUCGAGCCAAAGAGUUUCUGGAACAAGCGAUUCAGCAAGCACAAAGAUGGAUUGCCGUCGUCGACCGAAACCAUCCGGAUCUCCAUCGGCGCUCCCACAUGCUCGAUAACAUGGUGACAGUGAUGACCCAACUCAGCCCCGGUGCAGGAGAUGGCAUAUACGACGACGACAUACGGUUACGGAUCAUGCUUCUACGCAACCGAGCGGUACACUUGUCAAAAACAUUCGAGCGAUUCGGUGAUUUGAAAGAUAUAGACAAGGCCAUCAAAACCAUGGAGUUGGCAGGAGAGAUGGCACGAGAUAGCCAAAUUCAGUGGGCUCGUGUGUUAAGCAACCUGGCUCUAAUGCUCGGCUUAAGAUGCGACCGGACCGGCUCAAUGGACGACCUCAAUCGAGCUGUCUAUCUCGCCGACAAAGCAGUAGAUGCCGCGUCCGAACACUUACGUGAUCGAGCUGCUAUCCUUAACAACCUUGCAAACCGCCUUCACGCACGAUUCGAACGGAUCGGCUCCAUGGAUGACCUUAAUCGUGGCAUUGACGUUGCUGGCCAAGCAGUAGAUGCUGCACCUCAAGACCACCCUGACCGGGCUGGUUACUUGAGCAACCUUGCGAACUGUCUAGGCACACGGUUCAAACGCCUCGGGUCCAUGGACGAUCUCAACCGUGCCAUCGAUGUCGCCGGCCAGGCAGUAGAUGCAACACCCGAAAGUCACCCCAAUCGAGUUGCUAUGUUAAACAAUCUCGGAGCCUGGCUCGGCACGCGAUUCGAGCCCAUCGGCUCCAUGGACGACCUAAAUCGUGCAGUCGACCUCGCCGAGCAAACAGUAAACGCCACGCCUCAAGAACACCCUGAUCGAGCUGGUUGGCUGAGCAAUCUCGGAAACUGGCUCGGCAUGCGCUUCGAGCGGACUGACUUCAUGGAUGACCUCAAUCGUGCUGUCCAUGUCACGGGCCAGGCAGUAGAUGUGACACCUCGAGACCAUCCUGAUCGAGCUGGCCGGCUGAGCAACCUUUCAAACAAGCUCCGCACGCGAUUUCAACGCACCGGCUCGAUGGACGACCUCAACCGUGCCGUCGACGUCGCGUGCCAAGCAGUAGACGGUACAUCCAACAACCACCUCGAUCGAGCUCGUAUGUUGAACAACCUUGCAAGCUGCCUUGCCACGCGAUAUGACCGGACUGGCUCCAUGGAUGACCUCAAUCAUGCCGUCGACAUUGCCGGCCAAGCGGUAAAUACGACACCACAAGUCUACCCUGAUCGAGCUGGCCGAUUGAGCAACCUUGCAAAUAGGCUCGGCAGACGAUUCGAACGGACCGGCUCGAUAGAAGACCUCAAUGUUGCCGUCGAUGUCGCUGGCCAAGCCGUUGACGCCACACCCCUAGGUCACUUUGCUCGAGCUGCCCGCUUGAGCAGUCUCGGAAUCUGGCUUUGUUGGCGAUUCAAUCGGACCCGCUCGAUGGAGGACCUCAAUGUUGCCGUCGAUGUCGCCGGCCACGCCGUCGACGCCACGCCUGAAGACCACCCAAUUAUUGGUAUCAUGUUGCACAACCUCGCACAAUUGAUCGGCAGGCGAUUUGAAGAGACCGACUCCAUGGACGACCUGAAUCGUGCCGUCUACGUCGCUGGCCGAGCAGUGGAAACCACGCCUCUGGACCACCCUGAUCGAGCGAGCCGAUUGUGCAAUCUAGGGGACUUCCUCGGCAUGCAAUUCAAUCGGACCGGCUUCCUGUACGAUAUUGAUCACCAACUCUCAACAUGCACGCAGGGUUGGCAGUGCUAUGCAGCCCCACCGCGUGAUCGUAUACGCGCAGCUCAGCAGGCCGCCAAAAUACUCGCUAGUCAAUUGGAUUGGGAAGGUUCAAGUCGGUUUCUCCAAGGAGCCGUCAACCUCCUUCCCACCAUAAGCCCACGAUGGCUGAGGCACACUGACAAGCAGCACAUGCUUGCCGAAUUCGCCGGCUUGGCAUCCGAGGCAGCCAGCGCCGUUCUCAAUGCUCGGAAAGAUGCGGUUGAAGCUCUACGGCUUCUCGAACUCGGUCGUGGCAUCAUUGCCAGCCUGCUGAUGGACAUGCGCGGAGAUAUUUCUGACCUUCGGAAGCAGCACGCCGGUUGGGCAGACAAGUUUACAUCACUUCGCGACGAGCUAGACUCGCCAGCAGACAGGGCCAGCCUUUUCAGCCCUAGUGACGAAUUAACUUCCUGGGAGUUGCGAGCCAAACGGCGCCGUGAGGCAGACAAGGAACUCGGCGAGCUUAUUUCGAGAAUUCGUGCUCAGCCUAGAUUCAAGAACUUUCUCCUUCCGCCGACCGCAGAUGAGCUGAUGGCCGCGGCAAGCUUGGGUUCCGUUAUUGUUAUCAACCUAAGCCCGUACCGCUGCGAUGCGUUCCUGAUUGAGACGAAUAAGAUUCAGCGCCUGCAGGUGGCGAGGCUGCAAGCACCGCACUUCAAUAAGUGUGACGAAUCGCAGAUUGGGAAUCGUCUGCACAUGUCGAGGUCGCUCCGCUGCCAGCGCCGCUACCGGUUUGAGCUUCGUCUUGCCGACGCCUUUUAA